AUGCCCGAGCCAGGCCCCAGGAUGAACGGCUUCUCGCUGGGCGAGCUGUGCUGGCUCUUCUGCUGCCCGCCCUGCCCGAGCCGCAUCGCCGCCAAGCUGGCCUUCCUGCCGCCCGAGCCCACCUACACCGUGCUGGCGCCCGAGCAGCGCGGCCCCGGCGCGCCCCCGGCCCAGGUCCGGCCGGCGGCCCUCGCGGCCCAACCGGCGCCGCAGCAGCCCGAGGAGGGCGCGGGCGCGGGCCCCGGCGCGUGCAGCCUGCACCUGAGCGAGCGCGCCGACUGGCAGUACUCGCAGCGCGAGCUGGACGCCGUCGAGGUCUUCUUCUCGCGCACGGCCCGCGACAACCGGCUGGGCUGCAUGUUCGUGCGCUGCGCGCCCUCCAGCCGCUACACGCUGCUCUUCUCGCACGGCAACGCCGUGGACCUGGGCCAGAUGUGCAGCUUCUACAUCGGCCUGGGCUCGCGCAUCAACUGCAACGUCUUCUCCUACGACUACUCGGGCUACGGCGUCAGCUCGGGCAAGCCCUCCGAGAAGAACCUCUACGCGGACAUCGACGCCGCGUGGCAGGCGCUGCGCACCCGGUACGGCGUGAGCCCCGAGAACAUCAUCCUGUACGGCCAGAGCAUCGGGACGGUGCCCACGGUGGACCUGGCCUCGCGGUACGAGUGCGCGGCGGUCAUCCUGCAUUCCCCGCUGAUGUCCGGCCUGCGCGUGGCCUUCCCGGACACCAGGAAGACCUACUGCUUCGACGCCUUCCCCAGCAUCGACAAGAUCUCCAAGGUCACCUCCCCUGUGCUGGUCAUCCACGGCACGGAGGACGAGGUCAUCGACUUCUCCCACGGCCUGGCCAUGUACGAGCGCUGCCCGCGCGCGGUGGAGCCGCUCUGGGUGGAGGGGGCCGGGCACAACGACAUCGAGCUCUACGCGCAGUACCUGGAGAGACUAAAACAGUUCAUUUCUCACGAGCUCCCCAACUCCUGAGGGCGACGCCUCGACUUUACCUCGUUUACUGUGAGCGGAAGGGCCCCCCCCACCGGUUCGCACGCGCCUCGGCCGGGCGAUGACCGCCGGGACGUGCCGGCCUCUAGGGUGCUCUCAUCGGAGGGCCGGUGACAUCUCCGCCUUUUUUAUCUAGGGACUGUUGUUCUACUAACCGCGCGGCGCGUGGAGCCGCACUCCCGUCGCCGCGACUCCCAGGGCGGCUGUUAGGGCCGCCCGGGGAAUGCCCACGUCCCCGUCCCGUCCCGCCCGCCUUCCCGGCUCACGGAUGCGGGGCCCGCCCGUGUCCCCGCCAGGCGUGCCCGGCGUGCCCGGCGCCUGACGGGCAGCUCUUUGGGCCGCCGGGUUCACGGGUCCGGUCCGCCGUUCGUGACGCUGUGGCGUAGUGUAACUGGAAAACCAUCGUGGGUGGGGUUUUUUUCCAUCCGUUUUCGUUGCCAUGCCGACCUGUCCCCAAACACGCGAGCCGGAGGGUCACUGGCGGGGGUCGGUCACGGACAGCUUCAUCAACUGUAACCACAAACGUGUAACUGGAAUAUUCUUAAAACAGAAAGGAAACUUAGGGGCUUUUUUUUUUUUUUAAGUGUAAAUUUAUUACUAGCCAACAGAGUUUUAAUAUUUUGACUGGUUGGUUUAACAAAGAGCCUAGCCGACUCACCUCCUCCAAAACCCUCCUCGUGGGCUUUUCUUUUUUUCUUUUUUUUUUCUUUUUUUAAAGAACUGUAGAUACCUGCCAUCUCCUCCCGCACGGGUUCCCACCUGGGCUGCAGCAAGGAACUGCAGACUCCUCGUUUGUAUGUAAAUGACCGAAUACAUUUUGUUAACAUGUUUUUAUUCCUAGGUUUUGCUAUUAAGAAAUUUUAUAACAUUUCCAAGACAAAAAUUCCAGGUUUAUGCUUUGAAGAAUUUAUGUGAUUUAAAAUUUCACUAAACUAAUGUUUUUAGUUUGGGAUGUCAUUUUUGGGUCCUGACACUGGAGUUGAGCCGGGCGAGCGUCGCAAGCGUGAGAUGCUCGCGGCUCGCACCGGCCGGGGGUCUGGGUUCGGGGUUUCUUUGGUUUCGUUUCAGCUUUCGUUUCCCGGUUUUAAAAGCCUUAAAUGUACUGCGGGCCUCGGGCCGCCGCGGGCUGUGUGCCGCCUCCCGGGCGGGCGCGGCGCUGCUGAUGGAAUAAAGGAUGCAUGGAUCAGA
Molecule: messenger RNA, 2187 nt
Organism: Microcebus murinus (gray mouse lemur)
Lineage: Eukaryota; Metazoa; Chordata; Mammalia; Primates; Cheirogaleidae
Source: RefSeq, a predicted model, not a curated record